Messenger RNA from Schistocerca gregaria, 2380 nucleotides. RefSeq names its product enoyl-CoA delta isomerase 1, mitochondrial-like. Gene Ontology annotation, molecular function: enoyl-CoA hydratase activity. Lineage: Eukaryota; Metazoa; Arthropoda; Insecta; Orthoptera; Acrididae. Gene Ontology annotation, cellular component: mitochondrion. The record is from RefSeq and is a predicted model, not a curated record. The transcript is spliced from 7 exons. The coding region runs from base 760 to 1653 and encodes 297 amino acids. Gene Ontology annotation, biological process: fatty acid beta-oxidation.
GCGUCGCCAACAUACAUGCUUCUUCUGCCAACAGUGCCGGUAUCCUGUAAUGCAUUUUAGGGAAUGUGUAUCUACAAAUUAUCUACAUAUCUACAAAUUAAUGCAAACCAAAAAAUUCUGCUUUUCUAUGUAUUACUCUGCGUUCAUUUCCAUACUUAUUACGUUAUGGCAGUAAUUUAUGAAACACUGUGCUACUUGUAACCUUCUUACCACAGUCUAAACUUGGGAUAUUUAUAUUUCGGAUACAAAUACUCUCGAUAUAUAGAACAUAAGUUCCUGAAUACUUUCUGUUCACUAAUAUAAUCGAGUCUUUCGGUUUAUCGUCCCUGAAGAAACCUGGAAGUAUAAAUUAAGUUUACAGAAUGAACCUUGAACGAGGGGCAAAGUGUUAUGACCAAGAUAGAAAAGUUCAAAUAGCGUCUGUCUUAUGCCUCUCGUUAAUAGCAAAACGACACGAAAUAGUGGGUUUGAUAGUUGAUUCUCACUAGGAAUACGUGUACAAGAUCGUCUCAUUGUCCUAUCUCAUAGUUUGUGAGACGCAGAACUUCGCUAACAGGUACGAUUUGCGCAUAUCACCAACUUAAAAGAUAGGAGUGCAAUAUCGGAGACUUGUAUUUAUCCUUAUAAUACGCCAUUCUGUCAUAUUUACCAUAAAGACUGAAAGCUAUGGUGCCGUUACAAUUCAUAAAUUAAAACACUUGUUCAAAUACCCAUAAUUUUAAACAGUUGUACCGGCGAUUAUGAUACGUGAUUAAAGCAAUGAAAAUGGUUUCUCCGCGAAGUCUAUUGCAGCUACGCAGCCUUUGUCGUUCCCAAAGUUCCGGCAAGUUUCUGGCACCAGCCGAAAGUGUUUCAAGUGGCAGGAGAGAAUACUCAUCGAAAGAAAGUUUAGUUUCCGUUGCUGUCAACGACAAAACAGGUGUUGCCACUGUCACAAUGGGGAGGCCUCCAGUGAAUGGCUUGAAUUUAGAACUGAUCCAAGAACUGACUAGCACUUUAGAGUCUCUAGAGAAAAAUAAAUCGAGAGGCAUGAUUCUCACUUCAGCUUUCCCCACAGUUUUCAGUGCUGGUUUGGAUAUUAUGGAAAUGUACAGGCCAAAAGCAGAUAGAGUGAGAGCAUUCUGGACGGCACUGCAAGACAUGUGGCUGAAACUGUAUAGUACUCCGUACCCAACUGUUGCUGCUAUAAAUGGUCAUAGCCCAGCUGGUGGUUGCUUGUUGUCAGUAAGUUGUGAAUAUCGUGUGAUGGUUGGACCAAAAUUCACUAUUGGGUUAAAUGAGACACAACUUGGAAUUGUUGCACCUACAUGGUUUCAGUUAUCAUUUAGAAAUGUUGUUAAACAUCGUGAUGCAGAAAUGGCUUUGACUCUGGGAAAAAUGUUCACCACAGAAGAAGCAUUAAAGAUUGGUCUUAUAGAUGAAGUCGCCUCAGAUGCUAAAGAUGCCAUUGGAAAAGCAGAAAAAUUUAUAGGACAAUUUGCCAAAAUUUCACCUGUGGCACGAAGUAUGACCAAGGUUCAGUACAGAGCAGAAACAAUUAAUUGGCUAGUGAAGAACAAAGAAUCAGACUUAAAUCAGUUCUUGACAUUUGUAAAUGAUCCAAAAGUGCAAAAGGGACUUGAGCUUUAUCUUGAGUCACUGAAGAAGAAGUAAACUUCUUUGCAAUUUGCACUUUUUCUACAAAUGAUGACUUUGAUAACUGCAAAAGUAUCACUGUCAAAAAGAAGCAGGAUAGCAGAAGACCUGCAGAUUAUUACACCACGAAGCUUAUAAGCUGAGGUCUCCUGUACAUAUUUGCCUUUUUGCAAGUACACAAAAACUUGCACCUGUAUUUUUUUAGAAGUAAUUUUGAAGAUACCAUAGUAUAAACCUGCUGGAAAGUGUUAUUGUAUUUUUAGAACAUUUGUUGCAUUUGUAAUUUUAUACUGCAUAUACAUGUUGUCAAUAAAAUAUUGAUAUUGCCGUAACAAAGAUGCACAAUCAGAAAAUACACACAGACCCUUUAUUGCAUAGAACCUAAAGGAAAAAAAAUAGUUAAAUGUUGAAGAACCUAAUGUGUGUGUUCAAAGUUAUGUUUAGUUGCGUUCAACAUCAGUUUUAGAAAAUGAUAGAACUACCGCAAACCUAGAAAAAAGGAUAUUAUACUGCAAAGAUUUUUUCAGUUCCAUUAAAUACUAAGUGCAUUUCUUCAAUGACAAUUAUUUAGCCUUUUGCAUAGCGCAGAUGUAGUUGCAUCAGUUAAUCAGUGAAAUAACAUAUUUUUGAAAAUGUUCAGUGAAAUUUUUAGAACUUUAAUUUGAAACAAAUUCUUUGGUAACAGUUUCGGUCUUGUCUCUAGUUUUGCAGUGGUUGGUGUAAAAAUAAAGGAUAAUGACUAUUA